Penicillium pulvis is the source of this 1617-nucleotide messenger RNA. RefSeq lists its product as uncharacterized. Gene Ontology annotation, molecular function: protein binding. NCBI's taxonomy places the organism in Eukaryota, Fungi, Ascomycota, Eurotiomycetes, Eurotiales, Aspergillaceae. The record is from RefSeq and is a predicted model, not a curated record. The transcript has 8 exons. Bases 1 to 1617 code for a protein of 538 amino acids.
AUGUAUAACGCUCAUCGCGGGAUGGUGCCCGCUCCCAACUCCCGUUUGACGGAGUUGUUGGAUCAGCUGCGCCAGGAAUUCGAGAGUCAAUCUCGCAGCACCGGUGAAUUUGAGCACCAGUUUACCGGCCAACUCCAGGAGAUGGAGAUGAUCCGUCAGAAGGUGUAUCAACUGGAGCAAACCCAGGUCAAGAUGAAGCAAGACUACGAAGCCGAGAUCCGCAUGCUGCGACAUGAACUCGAGUCGCGCGGUGUCCAAACCGUCUCCCACAUCGCACCUACGGCGCAUACAGCCCCCCCGGGCCAGCCACCACAGGUCGGCCACGGCCCGAGCAACUUGUUUAGCGGUAUUAUGGCCAACGCCAACCAAGGAGGCUAUGGCGGCCCCCCACCGCCCCCCACCGCCUCUCCAGGUCCUGGCAAGACUCGCCGUGCAGCCCCCGGCCCGGCUACCCCCCAGCCGACUCAGCUCGCCUACCCUGACCCUCGUGCCUCUCCUCAGAUUCGCCCGACCCCUCCGGGUACUCAGCCGACCGCCCCUGGUCGCCCGGAUCGUCCAGGCAACAUGUUGGCCAACUGGAACCCGGAGGACUUGCCUCCGUCGCAGAAGCGCGAAGGCACAGACUGGUAUGCGGUGUUCAACCCUGAGGUUCAGCGUGUGCUGGAUGUCGAACUGGUGCACCACCUUAGCCACGACAGUGUCGUCUGCUGUGUUCGGUUCAGCCGUGAUGGCAAAUACCUGGCGACAGGCUGCAACCGGUCUGCGCAAAUUUUCGAUGUGACCACUGGACAGAAUGUGGCAACCCUGCAGGAUGAGAACGUCGACAAGGAUGGUGACCUUUACAUCCGCAGCGUGUGCUUCAGUCCCGAUGGAAAGUACCUGGCGACCGGUGCCGAGGACAAGCAAAUUCGCGUCUGGGAUAUUGCCUCCCGUACCAUCAAGAAUAUCUUCACCGGUCACGAACAAGACAUCUACUCGCUAGAUUUCGCCGGCAAUGGCCGCUAUAUCGCCUCGGGCAGUGGUGAUAAGACCGUGCGUCUCUGGGACAUCCUCGACGGCAAGCUCGUCUACACCCUCAGCAUUGAGGAUGGCGUCACCACGGUAGCUAUGUCUCCCGACGGCCACUACGUGGCUGCGGGAUCGCUGGACAAGAGCGUGCGGGUGUGGGACACCACCACUGGCUACCUGGUGGAGCGACUAGAGAACCCUGAUGGACACAAGGACAGCGUAUACUCAGUUGCCUUUGCACCCAAUGGCCGCGACCUGGUCAGCGGCAGUUUGGAUAAGACAAUCAAGCUAUGGGAAUUGACUGUCCCGCGCGGCCUACAUCCCCACAGUGGCGUCAAGGGCGGCAAGUGUGUGCGGACGUUUGAGGGCCAUAAGGACUUCGUGCUUAGCGUGUGCCUGACGCCCGAUGGCCAGUGGGUCAUGAGUGGCUCUAAGGAUCGUGGCGUUCAAUUCUGGGACCCGGUCACUGGUAACGCCCAGAUGAUGUUGCAGGGCCACAAGAACUCCGUUAUCUCCGUUGCCCCAGCCCCGACUGGCAACCUGUUCGCAACUGGCAGUGGAGACAUGCGUGCACGGAUCUGGAGAUACUCCAACUAUACUGGACGGUAA